AGGUGUCGCUUUUGACCCGUGUUGCUUCACUCCCCAACAUGGCGACGGCGAUCCCGAAAAUCGACGUCCUUUCCUCCAGAGUUACUCGCGUUCUGGGCCUGAACCCCGGUCCCUUCACUCUCCGGGGGACAAACACGUACCUGGUAGGAACAGGGAAAAGUCGUAUCCUGAUAGACACCGGGGAUGCUGGGAUACCAGGCUAUGUUCCUAACCUCCGUGAAGCCCUGCAGUCCAGCGGUACAGCGUUACAGGAGAUCCUCAUCACACACUGGCAUCACGACCAUGUGGGGGGGAUCCCAGCGAUAUGGCAGGCCUUCCAACUAGUUUCGCCCUUCAGAAUCAGCAAGCUGCCCAGAAACCCCAGUGGAGGGGGGUCAAAGGACACAGAGGGGUACAGUCCCCCCCAGGGGGAGGAGACAACAGGAGUCCCGGGGGUGGGGUAUUCUUACCUCAGGGAGGGGGACGUCAUCAAAACUGAAGGAGCUACACUCAAAGCCAUCUACACCCCAGGCCACACAGAUGACCACAUGGCCUUACUACUAGAGGAGGAGAACGCUGUGUUCUCUGGGGACUGUAUACUGGGAGAGGGCACAACCGUUUUUGAGGAUCUCUACGACUACAUGAAGUCCCUUCAGAAGCUAGCGGGAUUCAAACCCGCAACCAUCUAUCCGGGCCACGGGCCGAUCGUACAGAAUGCCACAGAGAAGAUCCAGGAGUACAUAAACCACAGAAACAUGAGAGAGUCCCAGAUACUGGCGGCACUGCAGAAGGCUAGCAAGACUCCACUCACAGCCAUGGAGAUUGUCAAAAUGGUUUAUGUGGACACACCAGAACACCUACACAAGGCCGCAGCAGGAAACGUUACACACCAUCUUCAUAAACUGGUCAAGGAUGGGGUAAUAGACAAAUUUGGGGACCCUUCGGCUCCAAAGUGGGCAUUGAGCAAGUUGUAAAAAAUUUUUUUUCUGUUUGUAACUAUAGGAUAUUAUAAUGAAUUCUAUAAAAAUGAUGGUUUCAAUUGUUAUGUUUUCUCACCUUACGUAAACAGUUGCAUAUCAUUUUUUAUUUGGAAGUUGCAUAAAAUGCAUUGAUCAAUUUAAUGAUAUCAAAUAUUUAAGAAAAGGAGUUGUUAUUUUUGAAAAAAAAGUGUUAUGUCAAGAAACAAUUGCAAACAGGAAAGAUGUGGUAGAUAGUUGAUGAGAAAUGCAAAACAAUAACAUUUGAUAAAUCGCUUGCAAUGUACAUGUAUUGAACAAAACUGGUAUGUAGAAAACUGCUACAGACUUAAAUGCUACAAAUGGCAACAAAACAACAAAAUAAAUUUGAAAUUGUGACAGUUUUAGAAAACCAGUUGACUUUGUGCAGCAUGUCUUUGCACAGUUCAUGAUGAAAGAUACAAAGUAAUCAUGCUAAUAAAAUAAUGCUACGAAAAAGAUGUUCUACAUGACAUACAUAUUAUGAAGGCUUUUUGCUCUCAAGAAUUUUGUGGCUAAAAUAUUACAUAAAGGGCCCUUAAACAUAACUGUAUGACUACUUUGUUGUGUUCCUUAAAAAAAUUAAUAACAUUUUGUACAUACGAGUAAUUUUCUGGCAUAAAGCUUCUCUAAAAUGUAAAAAAAAAUGUAUUGAUAUGUAACCAAGAAAAUAUAAAGAUUGACAGUGUACUACAAAAAUGGUGUGUUUGCCAUCCUUGCUGGAUACAGGUGUCCAUACAUAGACCAAAAACUUGGCCAUGCACAUAACAUAUGCAGCAAUAUACAUAUAGUAUACAUAUUGUUACUGUGAAAAAAGGGUUCUUGAUUGUAAAUGUUAGAAAAAAAUUAGAGUCAAAAUCUUAUAGAUUGCUGCUGCUUAAAGUACAAUUUAUGGUAUAAUUCAGAAAUCCAGUGCUUGGAAAUGCAGUUUAAACUUACCCUUUCUUGAAAGUUUGUAGUUUUCUUAGUAAACAGAAUAAUUUCAUCUCAUUCAGACAUACAAUAAACCAUAACAUAUAUUACUGUACUAGUCUUGACUCUUCACCAAGUUUAGAGCAAACAAUACAAAGCCAAGACAGUUUUUUUGUGUCUAUUGUCUAAUUUUACAUUGUCACUUAGUGAACAUGGCACCCUAAUUAUCAAGCUAUUACAAACAGAUGAUAUUGCUUACUGGUAUACAAGGCACUAUGCCACAUUUUGUUGUGGUCAUACUAGUCACUAUUGGCAGUGAAUAAAGAAG
Molecule: messenger RNA, 2214 nt
Organism: Branchiostoma belcheri (Belcher's lancelet)
Lineage: Eukaryota; Metazoa; Chordata; Leptocardii; Amphioxiformes; Branchiostomatidae
Product: endoribonuclease LACTB2-like
Exons: 7
Coding region: 39-953 (304 amino acids)
Cellular component (GO): mitochondrial matrix
Molecular function (GO): RNA endonuclease activity; single-stranded RNA binding
Source: RefSeq, a predicted model, not a curated record